Molecule: messenger RNA, 4099 nt
Organism: Oreochromis aureus
Lineage: Eukaryota; Metazoa; Chordata; Actinopteri; Cichliformes; Cichlidae
Product: serine/threonine-protein kinase/endoribonuclease IRE1-like
Exons: 7
Coding region: 777-3545 (922 amino acids)
Biological process (GO): intrinsic apoptotic signaling pathway in response to endoplasmic reticulum stress; protein phosphorylation; IRE1-mediated unfolded protein response
Cellular component (GO): IRE1-TRAF2-ASK1 complex
Molecular function (GO): protein serine/threonine kinase activity; RNA endonuclease activity; ATP binding
Source: RefSeq, a predicted model, not a curated record
GAGCUUGGGACCAUGAAAGAUAAGCAACAGAAUGUAUUCCUGUGAAUGGGCGGAGCUAAAGAGAGUGUGACAGCGUGACAAACUGGGAAAAAAGCACUGUAGCCUGAGAUCUUGACGGAUGUAGGUCUAAUUUAAAGAGCAGACACCUAUUUUCAGCACUACUAUGUGGAUUCACAGGACCUCCACAGCCACAGCCUCAACAUAUUUGCUGAUAAUUAAAAUGGACUGUUUUUAUUGGUGAAGAACUUGUAUGGUAAAAGUGCAGGAUAUAAACAAGGCCGAGCAUUCUUUAACAGUGCAGGUUCAUUUCUGGUCAGCUUCACUUUACUCAAAUUGCCUCCACAGGAACCAGAUCUCGAUCCAACAGAAAACCUUUGGGAUGUGUUGGAACUGCAGAUUGGUAUCAGAUAAAUCAGCUGAUAAAUCUGCGAUAUGUUGACACUGCAGAUGAUGAGAACUUCAGAUAUCUUUGUCUACACUUUUGCUAAAUUUCAUUUAUUUCAAGUGUAACAGGGCCCUUUUUUCCUCAAGGCGCAUUUGCAAACCAAUAUUUCCAAGUUGUUAUUUUUCCAUGUAUAAAUCUUUCAGUGUGAUAUCCUGUAAUGUAUGUGUCUCUUCUCAGUACCUCUACAAGCUACUAUAUAAAAUGAAAUGACCGUAUCCUUUAAACUUCUCAUUUUGUUGUCGGUGGGGUUCUGGCAGUUAAAAUGGAAGCAAAUUUUGUCUACCUUGGCUAAUGUCAGUGCUUUCUUUCAUAGGCAAUCUGAAGCAAAAACAUGAAUAUUUUCAUGGCAGCAGUCCCCCUACCACCAGAAACACAUCCUAUAAUCCAGUGCAUCACUAAGAAUGACCUCAAAAACCUCAAGAAAUUACUGAAGGACAACAAUAUUAAUGGAGUUUACCCCUGUAGUAAGUGUAGGGAUUAUAUAACCCCAUUGAUUGCUGCUGUUAUUAAUAACAAAAGAGAUAUAAGUUCUUACCUUUUGCAUCAGGGUGCAGACCCAAAUGAACCUUCUCGACUCCGCUGGACACCUUUGCAUUAUGUCUCACAUUACAAAACAUCACUUUAUUUUGUGGAUCUGUUGCUUGAGGCAAAAGCUAAUCCAGAUGGAUGGAGCAUUCCUCCUCUGCAACAACAGAUAUUCACACCACUGCAAGUUGCAGCCAUUAAAGACAGGGAGGAUAUCAUGAAAAGGCUCAUCUCUGCUGGUGCAAUGGUGACACUGCCGCCCAUUAAUGUGUCCAUGAAUAAGCCUCAGUGGCUUAUUGACAGUAAAAAAAUAUCUCAGAUGAUUAAUCAACUUGCAUCAAAUGGAGAUAGAGUGUGUUCCCAAAUUAGACAUUUUUUGAAAGUGGAAAUUGCAGUUUUUGAAAAAACACCUGACGAAGUGUUUAAAAUGUUCAACAGUCACAUGUUGUCAGAGGAUCCUCAGACUCAUCUGACCAUGAUUGAAAUCCUUUUUACUGUUACUGGGAGAGGGAAAGAAAAAUACUGCCAGGCUUGCAUUAAAUGGCUAAAGGAAACUGGAAAUGUAAAUACUUACAUUGCAGGUGCAGCCAGUCGCUUUCCAAACAUCCCUAAGACACAAGUAGGGAGGGCAGUUGAAUGUUUGAAUGCAGUUUUCUGCACAAUGGAAGACAUAACAAAUGAGCAUGCAGUAGCUAUAAUUCCACAACUACUGAAACUGCUUUGCUUAAAAGAGAGACCUGACAUCUGUGCAGCAGUGCUACAAACACUGUAUGUGAUAACACAGAAAACAAAAGGCACAAAGGACUGGCACGUCAGCUUUUUAGAGAACUUAUGCAGAACAGUUGCCCCUUUUGUAAAUGAGCAACACUCCACUGAGAUCAGGGUCUACACAUACGGUAUAUUUGGAAACCUGCUGUCAGUUGAACAGACAGCUAAUAUUUUUAAAUCAGUGAUAACUUCAGUGCCCGAGGACAUACUGACAUCUGUAGAAAUGGAAAUGAAUGAAAAGAUGAAAGAGGUGCUGAAAAGUCUAAACAAUUAUUUAAGGAUUCAAAACUGUGAGGGAAACAUAGCCUCACCUUUAGUCAGGAAGAAGAAAACAAAGAAGAAAAAUAUGGAAAAGAAGGAAAAACAAGAAGACCCACAUGCUGAAGUUUCCACUGCAGCAACUGAACUAACAUCAAAAGUUCCUGUUGUAGAAUCAACUUCAGAUGUGAAGCCUUUUGACUACAGCAACAAUAAAAAUGCAGAAAAACAUAAAUGGCUUCAAAUCAGCAACAGGUGGAAGGAGAAACUGGAGAAACUUGUUGGCACAGAUGACAGUAAAAUAUCCAGAAUCAGAAGCAUUAUUUAUGUGAAUGAUGCAGAAUUCAGAAUAGCAAAGGGAAGCGAUGGUACUGAAGUCUUCUUGGGGCUGAGAGAGGACGGCACAGAAGUUGCCAUUAAGAGAAUGUCUAAAAGCAACUAUGACGUGCUGAAGAACGAAGAAGGAAUCCUACGACUCCCAGAACUCGAUCAUCCUUAUAUCGUACGAUAUGUUGAUGCUGCAGAGGACGAGAACUUUGGAUAUCUUUGUCUGCAACUUUGUGAAUACACCUUGGAAGAAUAUAUCAGCAACAAUGACCCUGACCCACAGAUGUUAAAGAAACUUGUGAAACAAAUUCUUGAAAGUUUAAAGGUGCUUCACUGUGGAAAUCCUAAAAUUCUCCACCGAGAUCUCAAACCCCAGAACGUUCUGAUUGAUGUUACUGGGAGGGCGAGAUUAGCUGAUUUUGGCAUAAGCAGACGCUUACUCAAAGGCCAAACAACUUUACGUACAUGCAGUGCAGGAACCAGAUGCUGGAUGGCCCGAGAGACUUUAGCAGAAGAAGCAGAAGAAUCUGUGAUAUCAUACAAGUCAAGCACUGACAUCCAGGUGGCAGGCAUGCUGAUCUAUUAUAUCCUCUCUGGAGGCCACCAUCCAUUUGGCAAAUCCUUUAAAUGUGAGUCUAACAUUUAUGAUGGGAAGUACAGUUUGGAUCAUGUUCAAGAUGAGGUGGCAAAGGAUCUGAUCGAGUGGAUGAUCAACAAAGAGCCAAAGGACAGACCCAAAAUAGAAGAAUGCUUAAACCAUCCCUUCUUCUGGACUUCUGAAAAGCAGUUUGAAUAUUUGAGGGAAACUGGCAACAGGGAGGAGGUGGCAAACUGUCGAAAGGCUGAUGAAAAGCUCAUUGGUUCACUAGAAGCAUGUGCUAAUGGAUCCUUCAAACUGUGGAAAAAUAAGUUUCCCCAAGAGCUGGUUCUAAAGAUGGAUGGCAGAAAGCCGUACCCUGAAACCACACUGGGAUUACUGCGCUUUAUACGCAAUCUCCAUGAGCAUAAUCGCAAAGAAGCUCCUGAAACUGACGUAUUAGUGUUAUUUCCUGAUCUCUUUGGGUGUGUUUACAAGUUUACCAAGAUACACGGCUGGAAUUUAGAGACACCCUUGAAGGAAAUGCUUCAAAGAGAAGAAACAAAGGACAUUAAUACCGCCUUUGCAAUGAUGUCUACAAGUACAGACAACCCUCUGAGUGUCGCAGUAAAGGAGUCUCAAUAGUGACUUUAAACAAAGUUGAAUUCAAUCAGGACGAAGGAUGUCAUUAAGGACUGUACAGUAGUUUUUUGUAUGGUUUUAUAUUUAGUAGUGAAUCUAAAAUGUGCUAUUAUGGUGGCUGCAUUUGCAAAUGUUAGUAAAAAAAAAUUUGAACCUCAAAAAAAAAAAAAAAAUGGGAACACUGACAGUACUUAAGGAUAAAUUCUUCCACUUAAGUUUUUUUAAUUACAUACAGACAAACAUUUUUUUCAGUGUUAUUCCGGAUGGGAUUAACUUACUUUUUCCUUUUUUAAAUUUAUUUUAGUUUUGUUGUGUGAAUAAAAUAGCUUAAGCAUGCAUUUUGAUUUUUGAAAAUUUAUACAUAACAUGCCAGCUGUAUACUAGUAUUAUGUACCAUGCCGACUUUCCUAAACAUGUAUUUUGAAUUAAAGUCAAUGUCAUUGCAAAUUUACUAAAAAUAUUAGAAUUUGUAUGUUUUAUUAAAGAUUUUCUUCUCAUUUUCAUAUUGUAAAAAACUGCAAAUUUGAUGUUUAGUGGCUAAAUAAAUUUCUUUAAAA